Bolinopsis microptera is the source of this 2887-nucleotide messenger RNA. RefSeq names its product galanin receptor 2a-like. The transcript has 7 exons. Gene Ontology annotation, cellular component: plasma membrane. Gene Ontology annotation, biological process: G protein-coupled receptor signaling pathway. The coding region runs from base 705 to 1865 and encodes 386 amino acids. The record is from RefSeq and is a predicted model, not a curated record. Gene Ontology annotation, molecular function: G protein-coupled receptor activity. NCBI's taxonomy places the organism in Eukaryota, Metazoa, Ctenophora, Tentaculata, Lobata, Bolinopsidae.
UUGUUGCAAGCACGAAAUCAUCAGAAACUCUUCGUACUUGGUGAUCACUUUCGUACUUUUCCGCGGAGAUGUUUAGUGAGAUUAUAAAAUAACGAAUAUUGUCCGUUUAGUGAUAAUUUGUAAACGUUGCAGCUGUUUGUGUUGAUGGCUAGCUUCUGACUACCAUAUUAUCAUCAACGAUCUUAACUGAAGACGAUUUACACAUGUAUUUUGAAAGCUCCUGCUUAACAAACUUUUCGUAUAUGCUUUAAAUAAUCUCCUUAUCAGGCUGAGGUUAUUAAUCUGAAACAGUUGUGUCAGACAUGAUGACUUAUUAUCAAAACUAUCACUGUUUAGUUUAAAUAAGAAGUCAUGACAAGGGUAAGUUACACUUUGUAACUGAUUAUAAUUAUAUUAUAUUCUCUUGUGCUGUUCACAUCCGAAAUUGAUUCACGCUCUUCGUCUCAGUUGUAUGAACUUAAUAAUUAUGGCAUUCUCUUACAGUCUUACUUGGUUGAGAGGCUUAAUUUUCUACUUCUGUUUAUUGUUGCUCAUAUAUAUAAAUGCGUUUAUAAUGUGAUAGUAUGGCACAUCCCUAUAGUUUGAUGGUAUACCCCAGAUAUUGUCUCCAAUGAUACCAUUAUUGGUUAUAAAUGAUAAAAUUGUAUUUAGAUUAAUGAAACUGUUGUCGUAUUUAAUAUUAACCAUCAAUCACCCUAUUAGAAAUGGUUUGCACAAAAGAAGAGAAAGGUGAUGGAUGUAUCAGCUACCCCACUGAUAUUUUCCUUGGAGUUUUGGUGUCACUUUGUUGCUUGGUUGGUUCGCUUGAAAAUGGCUUUGUGCUAAAGAUCCUCGGCAAGAAAGUGUUCAACGGACGGGAAGCUAAGACAAGAUCCAAAUGUACCAACACCACCUAUCUGCUGCUUUGUAACCUGGCUAUAGCGGAUCUGGGUAACCUGCUUAUUCCUACCCCUUUUAAUGCUUUCACACUACUCUACGGAAGAUACGCCUUCUCAAAGAAAGCAGAGACGUUGAAGGAGUCUGUAUGGUAUGACUUCCUGAUAAACCUGGUGGGAUGGUGCUCCAAUCUGUUCGUUAUGGUCUCCAUGUUGCUGGUCUGUGUUAUAGCGGUUAGGAGGGCUGUGGCGCUGUACCUCCCCUUCAAAUACAACACUUACUUCAAACCCCUGAACAUCUACAUUCUCACUGUAGUAAGCUGGGCCAUUGCUAUAGCCUUUGCUUGCCUCCCUUUCUAUGUCAAGAGCACACAUUCGUACAUUCCUGAGUAUGGAAACAGCAUCGCUCACUUGGGAAAGUAUGGUCUUCUCGCCGGUAAAGGACUAGGAUACUACGUUACGUUUCUCCUAAUAGUGACAGUGAUAGCUGUUACCAUCCCGGCUCUAAUAAUCGGCAUCGCCUCCUUCCUCGUAGUCCUCAGACUUUACACUAGAAAGAAUAUUCAGUACAAGGUUGUAAAGAAGAAACAAAAGCAAUCAGAAGAAAACGCCGCCCGAACAGUCACAAUAAUCCCCAUAAUAUUCUUCUUCUGCCACCUGCCCGUCGUCUACCGGAUCACCACCUCCUUCAUCGGGGCCAUGUACCAAGUCUCCAACUCAACCCCCCCUAACUUCUUCUACCACAGCAUGUCCGCCAAACACUACAUAAACAUGAUGUUCCAUUUUGUGCUGCUCACGGUGAACUCGUGUGCGAACCCCCUGGUUUAUCUGAUGGGGUCUAAGAAACUGUGCAGCACUGCAGUCCAGUAUAUUGAGCACUGUUGUAGCAUGUUGAGCAGACCAUUUAGCGGGAAGGGCAAUGAGGAGCACAUUUGUUUGGAUAAGACUCCCUGCCUUGAUAAGUCUACUAAACAAACUUUCGCUGCUUGAGUGGUUUUUUUUUUUUCAGAAUCGAUUUUUUCUCCUUGUUUUGAUUCAGCUGAUUAUUUUGUUGAAUGUUGCAGGUGUGAAGGCCGCCUUUACUGCAGAAGGCGGUUUGGUAAUGAGUAAUAUGCUGGAGGGGCAAAUUCGGGGCACACUUGGGGGAAACGACAGCUGUAAAAUAUUUCCCCAGGUUUCAGGAUGAGCUUCAGUUGUGUAUCAUCCGAGUUUGCCCCAGAUUUUCACUAUGUAGUAUCUCCAAUUUGCUCUGAGACUAAACAAGACAUCCCCAUUAUGAAGCACACUAUAUUGGCAUUGCUAAGUGAAGUCGAGCGUGCUAAAUCACUCUACACUCGAUCUUCGAGAUUUUUCUAAGAUUUUUCUCGUAAGGGUUAGGGUUUCAGCAUAUGCUUUUGUUUGGGAUUGGGUUAGGGUAAGGGUUGGGCUCAUAUUAUAGGGUUCCGGUUAGGGUUUGGAACAGUCAUUCAGGGCCACCUAGAACACGGGUUAGAAAAGUCACAAGACAGUCAAGUGUAGAGUGAUUAAUCAUCAUCCAAGUGAAGUAGUAUAGAUGAUGUAAAUGUAAUGACACUAAUUAUUUUACAUUUUUCACACCGCACAUGAAAGAAACCAAACUGCUUAUUUCUGCAGUAGUACGCUAUUUUAUGGUUAUUCGUGAGACGUUCUUAUUUCACAUUUAACAACAUUUAUGGCUUAAUUAAUUAAAUUUGUGCUGUACUAGUAAAUGAGAAAUAUUACUGCAUCUUAUUACUGCAUCUCCCACUUAAUUAAUUUCUAAAGAGGAAUCCCCAUAAUGAAGCACAUCCUGCAAAUCUGAUAAAAGGCAGUAAGUCCGCAAUUCCCUCAGAAAAGGAUGUAAGUCCAAAUCCAAUGUGGAUGGGAAAAUAGUUUAGGUAUUCUGGAGAAAAAUGGUUUUUAUAGAUCAGUGUUGGUGAAUUUAUGCUUUAAAGUAUGUUUAGGACAUAUAUGUCAAUAAUUUAUUUACGCAUAAAUGUCAAAAUUAACCCCGU